Molecule: messenger RNA, 1395 nt
Organism: Penicillium atrosanguineum
Lineage: Eukaryota; Fungi; Ascomycota; Eurotiomycetes; Eurotiales; Aspergillaceae
Exons: 5
Coding region: 1-1395 (464 amino acids)
Source: RefSeq, a predicted model, not a curated record
AUGCCUGAGCGGAAAGAUCCACUCGAUCUGGCCGAGACUGGCGAUCUCACUAAAUUCUCAAAGCUCGAGGCUUCACUUGCACAAACCGAGGUUGCACAGCGCCCGAAUUCAAGGGCUCAAAAUGAUGUCAGUCGCCAUGCUGAGAACUCUGAUCUUUUUGUGAAUGAGCUGGACUUCAAUUACGACCUCAAUACUCGCCAUUAUCCUUUACUUGAUUGUGGCCUAGACUGGUCAAUACUGAAUGAGGAUGGCAUGAACAACCUUUUACAGCCAUUUUCUGUGAAAUCUCCUCCACCUCCGAUCGAUACUUCUCCUGGUCGCAACAUGCUUGUUUUCCUUUUACCCUUGGUGCCUGCUGAGAAUACAUCUUACGGUUCCCGCAUCUUAAUGACUCUGGACAAUGCCAAUCAAAUCAUGGAGACUUUGGAUGUCAAUCUUUUGUUCUUGUUAAACAUGAUCGGUCGGCCUGAUUACGGGGCACCGCAGACUCAUUGGGAAGCUGACGAUGAUGGCAGGUUGCUGGCUUGCGCACUCAACACGGCAUCCGCGGCACAGAAACCAGCCGUCUUCUUAGACGAUCCAUUCGAUAUCCAUGUCAUUCUCUCCACACUAUCAUUCGAGUCCUCAAAAUUUCACGUCAAGCGCUUUCAAAGAUUUAUGUGGGCCCAGAUCAACAAAGUAGACGAUCAUCUCGGCGGCCUCGAGACCAGCGACCGGACUAAACUAGGAGAUCUCACCAAACAACUCCAGAUCAUAUCCCAGAACGCUGAUUCCCACAUCGGCAACGCCGAUGUAGCCAUCAUCACAGCCACGGCUAUCCAAAACGCACACUCCCGCCUCAUACCAUCACUACCACGAUCCAGUUCCUUCAUCUACCAACGAGCAGAUGACUCAAUAUCCUACAUCAUCGCUUCGAUGGAGAAGCAGAAAAUCUGGUUCUUAAAUUACAAGCAGCGCAAGGACAGUACCAUGUCGCUGGUCUAUAACCUCGUGACUCAGCAGGAUGCUGCGAACAAUAUCCAGAUUGCUCAUAGUAUGAAGCAGGAUUCUACGUCUAUGAAUGCGAUAGCCGCUUUGACUAUGGUGUUUUUGCCGGGUACUUUUGCAGGUACAGUGGUCGGCGCGGGAGUCUUUGGGGGUGCGAUUACUGGAGCGAAGGUUUGGUGGGUUUGGGUUGGGAUCACGGUGCCUUUGACGGUAUUGGUUAUGAUUUGUUGGUUGCUCUAUCAGAACGCAAAGAAACCUAUGAUCAAUGCUAGCUGGGUUGGGAAGAAGGGUAGGAGUGAUUCUGCAACGGACAGUGUCUCGGGUUUUAUGCGACGGUCUAGUAUCUUUUCGAGCGGGUUUUCGUUUUGUGGCCGGGGGGGGAAGGUGGACAUAGGCAAGGAUACCUGA